Molecule: messenger RNA, 1843 nt
Organism: Phodopus roborovskii (desert hamster)
Lineage: Eukaryota; Metazoa; Chordata; Mammalia; Rodentia; Cricetidae
Product: C-type lectin domain family 2 member D11
Exons: 5
Coding region: 118-756 (212 amino acids)
Cellular component (GO): external side of plasma membrane
Source: RefSeq, a predicted model, not a curated record
GGCUGACUACAAACGUCAAAUGACAACGUCCUGGAGGACGGAAGGCACUUAAUUUCUCUCAGUACUUUGAGUUUCUAUUCUGAGGACUUAGCUGAACCGCAGCAUCUAGGCUCCAAGAUGAGUGGUGCAGAGUCUGCAGAAGCUUUUGUGGGCAUGCUCAGUCCAACACACCGUCUGCAGGAGGGCGAGAUGAGUAAAAAGCUCCAAGAUCAAUGUUUCAGAAUUGUUUCUGUCAAGUCUCCGGCUAAGCUUUACUGCUGCUAUGCAGUGAUCGCGGUCCUCACUGUAGCUGUCAUUGUACUUUCUGUUGCUCUGUCGUUGUCAGGAAGAAGCCCAGAACAGACCUCAACCAAAAGUACUUAUUGCCCGACAAAAUGGAUUGGAUUUGGUGAUAGAUGUUUUUAUUUUUCUGAAAACACAAAUAACUGGACAUUCAGUCAAACCUUCUGCAAAGUACAGGAGGCUCAACUAGCUAAAUUUGACAGCUUGGAGGAGCUGAAUUUCCUGAAGAGAUACAAAGGGACUUUUGACCACUGGAUCGGCCUGCACAGAGAGUCACCAGAACACCCUUGGAUGUGGACAGACAACACUGAGUAUAACAGCUCGGUGAGUGAAGCAAUCCGAGGAAUGGAAAAAUAUGCCUACCUGAAUAACAAUGGGAUCAGCAGUGCCAGGGUCCAUGCUGACAGGAGAUGGAUCUGUAGCAAGCCCAGCAACUAUGUACUUAAAUGCCAAAUUCCUUUUUCUUCUUUCUAGCCUUUGCUAAGAAAUGCAUUGCAAUCUGCUAUCUACAGUUGCUACUCUAUCCCUUGUCUUCCAUCAAUAUUUGUGUUGACAUCACAAAUGAAAACCAUCUUGGAGAACUGCACAAACAGGGUUUAGAGGAAAAUAGACAUAUACUAUUGAGCCCUAACAUCAAAGUAUUAAAAUCUUCACAGAGUAGCUACACUGUACUGAUGAGUCCCAAAAAGGACGAAAUAGCAGAUUUAUUUCACAUCAAAUUGCAGUUAGUUAAGUUUCUCAAAAAUUCAAUACUUAAUCUAUCAGUAGUAUAUAUACUAUUGAGCCCUAACAUCAAAGUAUUAAAAUCUUCACAGAGUAGCUACACUGUACUGAUGAGUCCCAAAAAGGACGAAAUAGCAGAUUUAUUUCACAUCAAAUUGCAGUUAGUUAAGUUUCUCAAAAAUUCAAUACUUAAUCUAUCAGUAGUAUAUAUACUAUUGAGCCCCAAAAUCAAAGUAUUUAAAAUCUUCAUAGAGUAGCUACACUGUACAGAUGAGUCCCAAAAAGGAUGAAAUAGCAGAUUUAUUUCACAUCAAAUUGCAGUUAGUUAAGUUUCUCAAACAUUCAAUACUUAAUCUAUCAGUAGUAUAUAUACUAUUGAGCCCCAAAAUCAAAGUAUUUAAAAUCUUCAUAGAGUAGCUACACUGUACAGAUGAGUCCCAAAAAGGAUGAAAUAGCAGAUUUAUUUCACAUCAAAUUGCAGUUAGUUAAGUUUCUCAAACAUUCAAUACUUAAUCUAUCAGUAAUAUAUAUACUAUUGAGCCCCAAAAUCAAAGUAUUUAAAAUCUUCAUAGAGUAGCUACACUGUACAGAUGAGUCCCAAAAAGGAUGAAAUAGCAGAUUUAUUUCACAUCAAACUGCAGUUAGUUAAGUUUCUCAAACAUUCAAUACUUAAUCUAUCAAUAGUAUACUAUUGAGCCCUAAAAUCAAAAUAUUUAAAAUCUCCAUAGGGUAGCUAUACUGUACUGAUGAGUCCCAAAAGGACGAAAUAGCAGAUUGCAAGCAUCUUUUGGCCUCUUCCCUCUCCCUCUUGUUCUAUUAAAAAAUAUUUUUAUAUUUA